AUGUUGGCAGAUACCACAACUCCGAGUACCGCCCAAGCGGAUCAGAGCGCCAUGUCCUCAUCUUCCAAUUCGUCCUCCCAGAAACCACCACCAAGCCCCUCUCACGUCUCCGAUUCUUCCACGAUCAGUAAUGCUGCUGUCAACUUCAACGGGUCACAUGACGCUAAGUUUAGCAAUGUUAGCAUCAAUCAUGCCGAAGUGGAUGUUACUAUACCCCCAACUGCACCAUCUGCCGCAGAAGUUCCAGCUAUUCCUUCGGGGGCUACAGAGAGCGUGGAAUUCCUCGAGCAACAGCUCGUGGACGCUCCGGACAGCAACAUCGUUACAAACGCAUCCCCAGCAGGAGCAGCAUCCAUUCCAUUGCCAGCUACAAAGAGCAUAGAAGCUCUAGAGAAAGAGCUUAUAGAUGCCAUACGAGCAGCCAAGGCCGAUCCUACAUUCCCGUGGUCAAUCCAGGAUGUUGCGCCCGGUGCUUCGAUUCGAGGCUUGAAGCUCAUUACUCGGAUAAUGGAGCGAAUUGCACAGCCAAUAGACCCGAACGGAUUGAAUGAAGGAGAUUUUGUAUGGAACGUAGUAGUUGAACCUACUACUGAUCGAGACGUCCUCCAGCGUUCUCGAGGCAACAUUCUACAUACAGACUACGGAGUCUUUGUUAUCAAGCUACGACCGGGGAUUAUUGUCAAACAGAAGGCUCAACACUGCAAUGUCGCCGAGAUAGGCCGCCGUGGCGAUAGAGUGCUAGAUGGACUAUCACCAAUGGAUCUCAUAGAGCGUAUGGGAGUCUUGCCACUUGAUGUUGGUCGGUUCAGUCGUGCGGCUCUUUCGGAAGACGAUGAACUCUUUCGCCUGAUCUAUGAACCCUUGAGGAUUGCGGAACACUCUGGGCCUGGCAAACGUUUGAGUCAAUGUUCUGUCGUCCAGAUCGAUCGGCAGCAUCCUUGCGACUACAACGACCUCUUGGUUCGCGGGGGUAGGCUAGCGACGGAAUCCUUCUCAAGACUUCGUGCUACGAUCGACAUCGCAGACCAGCUAGGGAUUGAACUCUUGGGAAUGACUACCGAGGCACGUUUUCGUGACCUAAAGACCAAGCCAAUAAACCGCCGACCACGAGAGGUUUUAUCUGGCUUCAGGCUUAGAUCAUAUGAAAACUCCAUGGACCUUCUGGAAGUGCUCAGGCGCAGAGCUGAAGAAUACGUGGCAAGCCCUGCGAACAAUCUGCGUACGCCUGAUGGUAGAGGUGAUACAGCAGCAAACCUCUUGAACCAAGUCAAUGUGGAUCCAAUGGGGCAACCCGUUCCCAACGAUACGAUAGCCACGGCUCAAAUAUCCGGCUCACCGACAGCGACGAGUAUGACCAAUUUCGUUGGCACAACAAGCAUUCAUCCUGAUCGCCGCGGUGUACAAUCGGCUCCCACGCUCAUACAAGCGAUAGAAAAAGAUUCACGAAUGGCUUGGGAAUAUGCGUCUAAGCAACUUGUUGCUCCUCUACUUGCCGCACAUGAUACCGCAUGGAUGGGCUGGGAAGAGGUGGUUCGUGACAGGGACAUAGCCGGAAACGACUCCGCUUCCAAGAAACGCAAACUGGACGAAGCCCUCAAACUGCACAACGAAGCAAAGACUAAGAGUACGGGUACCAUGGAUGUGUUCCGGGAAAUCAAGCGCUUGAAACGGAGCGAGAGACUUGCAUUGUCGCCCGAGGAGGACCUGCGCGAUGAGGCUCUACGCCUUUACACCAAGCUCGACAGUGUCACUGCGGAAAUGGAAAAGCUGCAAGCGAAAUCUACGAAGUUCUUUGACGGAAACUAA
This is a messenger RNA of Alternaria viburni, 1806 nucleotides long. RefSeq lists its product as uncharacterized. The record is from RefSeq and is a predicted model, not a curated record. Bases 1 to 1806 code for a protein of 601 amino acids. NCBI's taxonomy places the organism in Eukaryota, Fungi, Ascomycota, Dothideomycetes, Pleosporales, Pleosporaceae. The transcript has a single exon.